AUGGGGGCCGCGACCCCCAGCGCCUCCCUCCUGCUGCUGAGCCUGAGGACCCUCCUUCUCCUCGGCUGGGGCUGCUCGGCCCAGGACUUCGUCUUUGACCCGGACUGGGGCUUCACCUCGUACGAAGUGAUCAUCCCCCGGCAGCUGGUGACACGCGGGGGCGGCCGCCAAGAGGCGGGCCGCACCACCUACCUCCUGCGCUUCGGGGGCAAGAGGAACAUCGUCCACCUGCGGCCCAAGAAGCUCCUGCUGUCCCGAAACCUGCGCGUGUUCACCUUCACGGAAGAUGGCGUGCAGGUGGAGGACCAGCCCUACGUGCCGACCGACUGCAACUUCCAGGGGUCAGUGGAGGGCUCCCCUCAGUCCCAAGCGAUGCUGAGCACCUGCCUCGGGGGCUUGCGGGGGAUGCUGAGGAUCGAGGACAGCUUCUACCAGAUCGAGCCCAUCCAGGCGUCUUUCAGCUUCGAGCACGUGGUCUAUCGCCUGAAGGAAGAUCCGGUCAGCAACUUCACCUGCGGCCUGACCGAUCAAGAGAUUGAGCGGCAGCUGAGCAAGCUGAAGAACCUGACCUCCCCGAGAGCCCACUCCUGGACCUCGACCUACGUUCACCAGAAGUACAUGGAGUUGAUGAUCAUCCUGGAUAAACUGCGAUUCCUCUUUCUGAAUUCCAAUUUAACAAAAGCCAUCAGUGACACUAUUGUUAUGACCGGUGUCAUGGACACGUACUUUCAGGUUUUGAAUGCCAGAAUACAAUUAACCGCCAUUGAGGUUUGGACAGAUGUUAGCAAAGUGAAUACUUCUGUGAAAAAAUUGACACAAGUUCUCGACCAGAUAGCCCACUAUAGAAAUAAUAUUCUAUAUCAUAGAAUUAGAACAGAUUGGACACACUUGUAUGUGCAUAAAUAUUACCCUGAUGCAUUGGGAUGGGCCUUUGUUGGAACUGUCUGUGAAAGGAAGUUUGGAGUAUCAACAAGCACUUUGCCAAAUAGAAACCUGGUUGCUCCUGCUACGUGGUCUGCUCAUGAAUUGGGCCAUGGUGUUGGCAUGCCCCAUGAUAAAAGAGGUUGUUAUUGUCAAGGUAAAACAGACUGUAUCAUGGGCACUGGUGGAAGGUUUGGUUUCAGUAAUUGCAGUUUUAUACAUUAUUUCAACCUUGUGACUGGGAAAGGUGUGUGUCUAGAUAAUGUACCUGGAUUUCAGUAUACACUGAAGAAAUGUGGAAACAAAGUAGUAGAUUCGGGAGAAGAGUGUGACUGUGGUACAAUAGAGGAAUGUAAAAAGGAUAUGUGCUGUCAACCUGAUUGUAAAUUGAAACCUGGUGCACAGUGUAACAUCGGUUUGUGCUGUACCAAUUGUCAGUUCAGUCCAUCUGGACGUGUAUGUAGGAGUAAACAAAAUGACUGUGACCUUGUGGAGUUCUGCAAUGGAACUUCAAAUCUAUGCCCAAAUGAUUUUUAUAAGCAAGAUGGAACUCCGUGCAGUAAUGAAGCCCACUGUUACCGUAAGGGAUGUUAUGAUCGCUAUUUGCAGUGCAAAGAAAUUUUUGGAACUGGCGCCAUGGAUGCUCCGUAUGUAUGCUAUCACGAAGUGCAUAGAAGAGCUGAUCGAUUUGGUAACUGUGGCUUCAUAGGCCGAGGUUACAGAAAAUGUAAGAUGAAUGAUAUAUUGUGUGGAAGAUUGCAAUGUGUCAAUGUAAAGAAUGUCCCAGAAAUGCCUGAUCACACAACAGUCGUUUUUACUCAUGUGAAGGAGUUUAAUAUUCGGUGCUGGGGGACAGACUAUCAUCCCUCAAUGGUUGCAAUGGCGUUACCUGAUGAUGGAGUCAUUAAAGAUGGCACUUCCUGUGGUACAGACUCUAUAUGUAUAAACAAAAUAUGUCGCAAUAUUUCAGUCCUCAGAUAUGACUGUGACCCAGAGAAGUGCAACAAACGAGGUGUUUGCAACAACAGGAAACACUGCCAUUGUAACUAUGGAUGGGCCCCUCCCUUCUGUGAGACUCCUGGUUAUGGAGGAAGCAUUGACAGUGGACCGGCAGGAAAAGUGGAAAUCGUUUCCAAGCCAGUUAAAGUUGUGCCCAUUAUGUUUAUUCGACUUAUUUUAUUAGUCGUCUCAUUGGUUCUGGUAAUCUUGAAAGAAGUGAUAGGAAAAUUCCUCAAGCGAAAGGUGAAAGUGGUAGUUCAUUUAGCAAAAAAACCUCUGGCAAAGAACAAAGGGGAGAAAAGGGGAGAAAAGGUCCCAAAGAAACACCCCAAACCUCCCAAAUGA
This is a messenger RNA of Dromiciops gliroides (monito del monte), 2265 nucleotides long. Its product is annotated as disintegrin and metalloproteinase domain-containing protein 30-like. Bases 1 to 2265 code for a protein of 754 amino acids. Gene Ontology annotation, molecular function: metalloendopeptidase activity. The transcript has a single exon. Gene Ontology annotation, cellular component: sperm head plasma membrane; plasma membrane; external side of plasma membrane. NCBI's taxonomy places the organism in Eukaryota, Metazoa, Chordata, Mammalia, Microbiotheria, Microbiotheriidae. Gene Ontology annotation, biological process: male gonad development; proteolysis. The record is from RefSeq and is a predicted model, not a curated record.